This is a messenger RNA of Closterium sp. Yama58-4, 7782 nucleotides long. The record is from the annotation of a GenBank genome assembly. NCBI's taxonomy places the organism in Eukaryota, Viridiplantae, Streptophyta, Zygnematophyceae, Desmidiales, Closteriaceae.
AUGGAGAGCUCCAUAUCUCUAAAAGACGCGCCAGAAAUGAACUACAAAGAGGCGUUUCUAGACGUCAUGUUGGUUCCCGGCGGAACUCUCGAGGCGGUGCAGGAGCUCUACGACAUCUGCCACGUGGAGGCAUUCGUCGCAGCGAUGCUGGACAUUCGUGCGACCGCUGUCGCCCGGCGACGACUGCUGGGAGUCGUCGGCCCCGGGACCACCAAGGCCGAGCAGUACACGGUUCGAGACAUGUUCUCGUUUCAACAGGACGCCAUCCCCACUGCCAUGCUGCGGUUAAGCGGCGUCCUGCACGAGCCCGCGACGCGCCUAUUCAGCGACGUGCUGCGCUUCAUGGGCGUGCACGAGGGCAAGAUGCUCUCGCGCGCGGAGGAGGUCGCGCUGGUGGCGCGCGUGUUUCUGGACCUAGGGAAGGAGCCGCCGCUGCGAGACGAGAUGUUCAUGCAGCUGUGGAAGCAAACGCGGGGGAACGAGUACAAGGCGUCGUGUCUCAAAGCGUGGGAGCUGAUGCGGCUGUGUGCGGGCGUGUUCCCCCCCACCACCACCAUCGCGGGACCUCUUUCAGAGUACUUCUCCUCGCUCGUAUCGGACGAGGCGGGGGACGAGGCCAUUCGAGAGGCGGUGCUGGCGGCGUGGAAGGCGCUGGACCACGGGCUGAAGCACGGGCCCAGGAGAUGCGUGCCUGGGCAGGACGAGGUGCUCUCGCUGCUGACGCACACGCCUCUGCUGGUGCCGGUGUAUCUAUGUGACGACACUCUGGAAAACAUUCCCAGCAGCCCCGUCACCACCAUCGGGGAGGCCAUGCAGUUGCUGCUGCAAAGGUUACAAGUGACAGACACCACCUCGUUUGCCCUCUUCACCUGUAGGAUCUACAAGUCCAUGGGCGCAACUCACAGCGAUCCCACCAUCGACCACGUGCCGCUGGACCCCGAGGCAUAUGUCUCAGACGUGAUGGCGGAGUAUGUGAAGGCAGCGCGGGGCAGCCUGGUGGCGUGCAAGCUGCUGCUGAAGAAGCGAUUCUUCAAGACGGACGAUGCACUCGUGGCCGACCUGCACCACGUGCGCCUCUGCUACGCUCAGCUCCGGUACGACUAUCUCACGAACCACUAUCUGGUGACAGUGGAGGGAGCAGUGGUGCUAGCGGCGCUGCAAAUAGCCGCCGAGAUCGGGGUCGUUGCGAACCCUGAAACAGCCCUGGAGUGGAGCAUUCAGAUGAAGAGGUCAAUCCCAAAGAUAGUCUCACGUCUGCACUCCAAGGACGAGUGGAUGAACCUCAUCCUCGAACCCUACAGAACCCUGUGGUCGCUAGACCACAAGGCCACGAUGAGGGAGUUUGUGCGGAUCCUGCUGGAGAUCCCUCAGGGCGGGUCGGUCUUCUUUGAGCUGCGCACAGAGGAGGACACGGCCAACUACUUCCCCAAGCAUGUCAUCGUUGGAGUUAACCACAACGGGCUGCAUUUUUUGGAUGCAGAGAUUCGGUCGGUCAUCCACCAGGCAGAGCUGAGGGAGCUUGCGGAGUAUGCAGGAAAGCCCGAUAGAAUAUUCUUCAGCAUGACGUUACAAGACGAGCUGCACUCGUUUGAGUUUGCAACAACCGGGGGUGACGAGAUAUGCUUCUUGCUUGAUAUUCACAUAGCAAAUGCGUUGAGACUCUAUGUCGCCAGCACAGGCAUCGACACCGGCUGUUGCGACUCCACCACCGCUCCCUGUGCCACCCUGCAAGCAGCAGUCACCAGGGCGGCACCUUCCGCCACCAUCACCCUCCUCCCGCCCCCCGCCGGCUCUCCCCCAUCCGCAAUCAAAUCUUCACCGACCAAAUCCGCCGUUCAGCUGGGCGGGAAAUCUCUUACCAUCACCGGCGCCCCUCCCGCGUCCACUCCCGCGUCCCCCGCUGCAAUCACACUCGAUUGCGGCGGCGGCCCGUGCCUGAACGCCACGUGUGCUGGCGCGGGUUGCGGCGCGGGGAGUAAGGUGGUGCUGACGUUAGCGCUGUUCACGCUGACCAAUGGCGUGUCGGCCGAUUCGGGAGGAUGCGUGGACGUGCGAGGGCAGGGCCUGGUUAUCAACAACGUGGCGUUCUCCCGCUGCACGGCAACCAACGUGGGCGGCGCAGUGUCAGUGCAGGGCGCGGGCGCGACGCUCACAGUCUCCUCCGCCUCCUUCUCCGCCUGCUCCGCGCCGGGCUCAGACCUCACCUACAUGUACAACUCGGGGGGCGGCGCCAUCAGCGUCACUGGGCCCGAGGGGGGGGCGGUUGCACCUGGGGGAGGCGCGGCUGGGGGAGGUGUGCGCGCGAAGCUGUCGGGGGUGACGGCGAAAGGAUGCAGUUCGGAGAACGGGGCGGGAGGGGCGCUGCUGUUUAGGAAUGUGAGAGUGGAGGUGGACGGAGGGGAGAUGACCGGGUGCCAGGCGUAUUUCGGCGGGGCGAUUGCGACCAUGUACUCAAGUGUGUCGAUCGAUGGGGUCACUGUCAGCAAUGGACUGGCUGUGCUUGGAGGGGCCAUCGCGGACGAGGGAUCAUCCACCUAUGCCCUCUCCUCCUCCUCGCUCACCGCCUGCUCCUCCAAUGGCACGCUGCCAGCUGGCGUGUACGCGGCAGGCUACGGCUUCGGGGGUUGUGUCACGGAUUACGAGGGAGGAGGCGCGUGGGUGUACACAGUCACUCAGGCGACUCUAACCAAGUGUAUCUUCUCUGACGGCUAUGCAACAUACCUAGGAGGCGGCAUAUCCGCCACGGGGGGCGUCCUCUUAAUCUCCGACUCCACCUUCGCCCGCAACGUCAUGGACUACGUCUCCAGCGCGCCCUCGGGCGCCGGCCUAUCGCUGAGCGCCACGUCAGCGCGCGUGGAGCGGACCGUGUUCGAGGAUAACGUGGGGAUCAUGAUGGGGGAUGCAGCGACCGUGGAUGGAUAUGGCGCGGGAGUGUACGUGGGGCAGGAUGGCGAGGCGGUGGUAACCACACAGGAAUUCAUCUCCUGCACCUUCUCUGGUAACCUGGCGAAGGGAGGCGCGGGGUUAUACCAGUACGGAGGCGGACUCACCAAGUUCACAAACACAGUGUUCCGAGACAACGGGGGCGGCGAGCUGGGCGGAGCAAUGAUCGUGCUGACGACAGCGGAGGUGCAGAGCUGCACGUUUGAGCGCAACAGUGCGUCGGGCUCAGGUGGCGCCAUCUACAGCGAGGGCACGGGGUACCUGCGGAUUGUGGACUCCACUUUCACUGCCAACUCCGUGCAGCUCAAGGACGGUGGCGCUCUCUAUGUCAUUGCGGCGGACAGCAACGUGACAGUGCAGGGCAGCACAUUCACAGGCAACAGGGCCAACAGCUCGCGAGGGGCUGCCAUCUUCAGUGGGGGGUCGCUGCUGGAAGUGCAGGACUCAGUGUUUGAGGAUAACUGGUCCUACCUCAAGGGCGGCGCUGUCACAGUGGAGGGAUCUAGAGGCGCAGAUGCAACCACCCUGGGGCGAUUCUCAAACACCACCUUCACCAGAAACACCUCACCAGUCGGGGGAGGCGCCUUCCUGUGCAGCCUCAACUGCACCGCAGAUCUCACCAACUGCACCUUCUCCGAAAACAACAGCACUGCUGCCGGCGCCCUACUCGCCCAGGAAACCUCCUCCCUCACCCUCCGCUCCUCCACCUGCCAGGGCAACGCUGCAGACACAGCUGGCGGGUGCCUAUUGGUCACGGAUUUCGCGACUAUUACUGCGGAGGGGAGCAGGUUUACGGGGAAUAGAGCGGGCAGCGGUGGCGGAGUGGGGAAGGUGUCUGGUUCGGGUAGGCUGGUGAUGACCCGGUGUGAGGUGGAGGCCAAUGAGAGCCCGACAGGUGGCGCGCUCUGGGUGGAGAUGGAGGGUGUGGUGGAGGAUACCCGGGGCAGCUUCACGGGUAACAAGGCGAGUUUUGAAGGCGGGGCGGUUUUCGCCACGCACAGCGCCACUGUGAAGCUGCUCUCGUCGCAAUUCGGGUCGAAUUUGGCGCUGAGAGGCGGAGCUAUGGUUUUGGAUACAGAUGCGACUCUCACCUCCACCUCCUCCUCUUUCCUCAACAACUCUGCUUCGGCUGUUCUUAUUAGGGGAAGUUCUCGGGCUACUAUCACUCAGGCGCUUUUUUCGGGCAAUUCUGCCCCCCAGGGCACCGGAGGGGCCAUCUGGGCAGCCGCCGAAACUUCUCUCACCGUCCGAUCGUGCAAUCUGACGGGCAACACGGCCGUCACGGGCGGCGGAAUUUUUUCAGAAGGGUCUGCCCAGGUGACUCUUGAUGUGUCGCAAUUCGAGGGGAACAACGCGGUUACCGGCGCGGCGCUUGCCGUUGCGGGCAGCUCGAAAAUUUCCGCGGGUAACCUGACGCUGGUGGGGAACAGCGCAAGCAGUGCGGGAGGGGCAGCGGCGUUCCUGGAGCAAUCAAACGGGGUCUUCAAGGCAGCGUGGAUGACUGGGAACAAAGCGGUGGUGGGCGGUGCAGGGGUUGAGAACGAGGCCCUGUACCCGCAGGGAGUGGCCUUCUACGAAGCUUCCUUCAACCCCGCCGUGCGCAUCGGGUGUGAGGAGUGCGUGCGAGAGCAGGAGAGCCAGACCAUUGGCAGUAUUCCCACGAACUUCUACUUCACGUUCGCGGGCAUCGACGAGGGGGCCAACAACCUCGGCACGGUGCCGUCCUUUGUGGCUCUCACGGCUGUGGGGACGCCCAUUGCUGGGCUGACCGUGGUCAUUGUGGAUGACUACAACAACACUGUUGUUCAGGACAACUCGUCCUUUGUGGCGAUCUCUCCCGAUCGCCGCAUCUCGGGGUUGCUGCGAGCAACAGCGGUGCAGGGAAUGGCAGAGCUGCCAGAGGUCUCUGUCAUGGUCACCCCAGACGAGGCCACGCCCUUCCGCCUCCUCGUCACCGUCUCCAGCCCCACUAAUGAGUUCCCCGAUAUAACACACACCUUCACUGUAGACUUCUGCGCGGCGGGAACCUAUCUCAACACAGAGAGCACUGGAGAUGGCACUGGGGAUGGUGGUGGUAGUGUUAGCACUGGGAGUGGGACCUGCGACCCGUGCCCUGUCGGCAGCUGGUGCGAGGCGGGUCAACCCUCCACUCCCUGCGAAGACAAGACCUUCACGUUCUACCCCUACUCGACUAGCGCCGACCAGUGCGUGGCAUGCGAGGACGAGAAUCUCGAUUGCGUGGGCGGCGAACUGACGGUUGCGGAGCAAGCGUGGCUGGAUCCCAGGACGUAUAAUGACACGCCGACGACUUACAGCUGUAUUAUCACCAACGGGUGCAAGGAGCACCAGUACAUGUACAACCUCACCACCAGCACCGCGGACGUCGAUAUCUGCCCCACCGGCUACGACCCCUCCUCACCCAUGUGCUGCCUGUGCGCCAGCAACUAUUACUCCUUCCUCGGCGAUUGUAACUACUGCAGCGACGUUUUCAAAAAGCUCUUCCCGCUGCUCUUCAUCCUCAUGAUCGGAGUGUGGGUUGCCAUGUUCCUGCUCGCCAACAACUACGAUAACAUCGACAUCUUUCUCACUGAGGUGCAAUACCUCACGGUCGUGGCCUCCAUCAACCUGAACGCGCCAGCAGCGCCCAACGGCUGGGUGGGGUGGCUCAUUAAAAUCUACAACCUCUCAGUCUUCGACCCGGACGUGGUGGGACCCAACUGUGUGCUGACCUAUCGCUUCCCGCAGCAGUUUGUCUUCGGAAUCCUCAUCUUCCUCGUCGGCCUCGUGGUCUACGCGCUGCACUGGUGCCUCUUCCUGCUCCGCGAGCACAUCAAGCUCAUCAACGCCAAGCGGGCGGCUGAAAACGGCGAGACCAGCGGCGUGGGGCAGCUGAGCAGCACGGCGGCGAAGCAGCGGCGGCAGGAGUAUUACAACGGGCUGGUGGGGGGAGUGGCGAGCUGGCUGGACGUGUGCUACAUGGGUAUUCUCGCCCGCGUGCUGCCCGUCUUCCAGAGCCAGAUGGUCGGCGAUACCAAGGUGAUGCUGUUCGCUCCGGAGAUCGAGUGGCUAUCGUCAACACACGUGGGCAUGCUCAUCCCCUCUAUAAUCAUCCUCAUCGUCUACCUCGCGGGCGUGCCGCUGCUCUACGCGUGGCUGCUCUUCUCAGCCAAGUGGAAUCGCACGCUCUUCACCGCCGAGUUUGACGACAAAUACGCGUUUUUGACGGAACGCUUCGAUCGCAAGUUCUACUGGUGGCAUCUCCUCAACAUGUCACUGCGUGUCCUCUACGGCUGCAUCCUGGUCUUUCUCUAUGAGAAUGCGGAGGCGCAGAUCAUCAUCAUCGUCGUCCUCCAGAUCCUCCGCAUCGUCGUUGAGUACCGCUUUGCACCGUUCACCUCCUCCUCUGUGGAGUACCUGCAGGCCACGCUCAACCUCGGCGAGGUGUUUUUCACGCUCUCUCUCCUCAUCUACAACUACACGUCCGAGUCAAUCCUAUCAGAAGCCAUCAUGGCCAUCAGCACAAUCCUCAUGCUGCUUCCCGCCAUCGUGGCGAUCACCUACGAGGUGUCGAGCAAGCGAAUGGAGGCGUUCAACAACGGGGUAUUGGACGAGAUCUGGGAGCAGGAGAGCGGGAAGCGGGAAGACCAGCUGAGAGGGCUCGACCCUUACCAGAUUGUGCAGCUGUCACAGAUCGGAGGGUGGUUCCGCCCACGCGCGCUCUUCCAGUUCCUGCAUCACCGCCAGGGCAUCGACCUGCUGCUGAAGGUGCGGGACCGCGUGCAAGCCUGCUCUCUGGCUGGCCUCGGGCAGGUGGAAUGGAUCGAGCAGCUGAAGAAACCCCAGCAGUACGCAGGGCUGUCGCAGAUUCUUCUCGGAAACAAAAAGGGUUACAUCCCCAUCGCGCGGUUACCGCCUCAGGGAGUGUAUUGCCUGCUGCAUGGGGUGUGGCAUGCGGACGGGGCCUGCACUGCUGCCCAGGCUGCGGCGGCGGCGGCUCGGCGCCGAACCAACCGCCGGACCAAGUCCCGGAGCAGCCGGGUUUCGUUCGGAGGGUUGGGAGAGGGAGCGCCGGAGACGCCUGGGGGAGGGCUGAGGAGGAUGGUUAGUUGGGGGUCGAACACGCCUGGAGGGGCCAGCAUGAGGGAGAAACCGGCUAAGAGCCUCAAGAUUGCUGAGAAGAGCUGGCCCCCGCAGCUUGGGAGGAAGGUGCAUUGGUGCCCCGCUUCGGGUUUUGACCCUCUUGCCGCGACGAAGAGGUUCGGGAGCGGGAGGAUGGAGGGGCCGGCGGCAGGAGCGGGCGGAGGAGGGAGCAGGCCUGGAACGGCAGGAACGGGAGGAGCGGGAGGAGGAGGAAGCAGGCCGGGGACGGCAGGAGCAGGAGGGGUCAUGCGAGGGGUGGUAGGCAGACCGGGGAGUUCGGGAGGGGCGGCGAUCACAGGGGCGGGUGGGGGCGGGAUGGAUCUGGUGCAGGCGAAUCUGGAUAUGGCUGAGCUGACGUUUGCUUUCCAGUCGAACCUGGCUCUGCUGGUGAAGGCUGAGAAGAAGAGGAAGGUGCAGAAGGAGGCGCUAAGGCAGAUCAUUCACUCCAAGGCCACUUACCACAUCCUGAGCUGGUUCACCAGUGAAGAGAGCACGGUGGACGAUCAGCGGCUGUUUGCAGAGCUGGUGAAGGCAGUGAGGCAGGCGGCCAAGACGCGCAAGAGCUCCAUGCGCUGGCUGCAGAGCGCGCAGUGCUUCUACCCUGGAGAGGGUCGUCUCACCAACCGGCUCUCCAAGAUGCUGAGUGAGGAGCGCCCUCUAGACGGCAAUGAACCUAAUGGAAUGCGUAUGGAGCCUUAG